GCCCUUUGGGCCCUGGCCAUGAUUUAAAAGGAAGCAAUCUGAACUCUACAUUCCUUAUUUAAUCUAUGCUGCUUUCCUUAAUUUGCACAUUUAGAACCUGAACAUAAACAUCCGUUAUUGCAACGCGAGGAGAGACAGCCCUUUCCCAAAGCCAAAAGCUGACAAGCCCCCAAAUUCAAGAACUCUGGAAACCAGUCUGCUGCUCUCAGACUUCAGUAUGUGAGAGGUCGGCAGCUAGUGAUCCAGCUCUGAAAAGAUAAGCAAAUUUGAGCUUCUAAUAUGGAAAACGAAAUAUUUGACUGCUUCCACUGCAAAGAGACCUUGUACGGAAAGAAAUAUACUAUAAAGGAUGACAGUCCAUAUUGUGUUAAAUGCUUCGACAGUCUUUUUGCAAACCCCUGUGAACGAUGCAAAAAGAUUAUUGAAUGUAAUUCUAAGGACCUUGCAUAUAAAGACAGCCAUUGGCAUGAAACAUGUUUCAGGUGCGACAAGUGUGACCAUUCCCUGGUGGAGAAACCCUUUGCUGCCAAAGAUGAGCUCUUACUGUGCAUUGAGUGUUACUCUACUGAAUACUCCUCAAAGUGUUUUGGCUGCAGAGCUACCAUAAUGCCUGGAUCACGGAAAAUGGAGUAUAAUGGAAGUAACUGGCAUGAAACCUGUUUUGUUUGCCAAAGUUGUAGAGAGCCAGUAGGAAAUAAGCCAUUUGUUCCCAAGGAGUCCAAGAUAUAUUGCAUGCCAUGUUAUGAAAAACAAUUUGCUAACCAGUGCAAGUCUUGUAGAAAGGCAAUCACCAAAGGUGGGAUUUCUUUCCAAGAGCAACAGUGGCACAGAGAGUGCUUUGUAUGCACGAGCUGCGAGAAAAAUCUGGUUGGAGAGAAAUCGACUUCUAAAGAUGACUCUCCAUAUUGUGUGGACUGCUUCGACAAUCUGUAUGCUAAAAAAUGUGCAGCUUGUGCAAAGCCUAUUACUGGGCAAGGUGGAGCCAAGUACAUCUCUUUUGAGGACCGUCAGUGGCACCACGAUUGUUUCACCUGCGCGAAAUGCUCCAAAUCACUCGUUGGAGAGAAAUUCCUUACUCAGCAGGAUGAUGUACUGUGUCCUGCCUGUGGAUCAGCCAUAUAAAUGUGAAUUGUCUUCCCUUCUCUGAUUUCUUAUAUUCAUUACUACUUCAAUUCUUGUAACCUUGGGCACAUUUUAUGUCUUUUAUUCUUUCAAAUUUUUGGCAGGCCUGACAUUUUUUAUAAAAAUGCUAUGAAACAAUAAUGGUACCUUUUUAGUUGUAUAUUAUUUUGGCUGGAAUAAAACCUUUCAAUUCAAGAAGCAA
This is a messenger RNA of Xenopus laevis (African clawed frog), 1324 nucleotides long. RefSeq names its product four and a half LIM domains 5 S homeolog (gene fhl5.S). Bases 280 to 1122 code for a protein of 280 amino acids. The transcript has 6 exons. Gene Ontology annotation, molecular function: transcription coregulator activity. Gene Ontology annotation, cellular component: Z disc; nucleus. Lineage: Eukaryota; Metazoa; Chordata; Amphibia; Anura; Pipidae. The record is from RefSeq and is a predicted model, not a curated record.